This is a messenger RNA of Mauremys mutica (yellowpond turtle), 462 nucleotides long. RefSeq names its product claw keratin-like. Gene Ontology annotation, cellular component: intermediate filament. The coding region runs from base 1 to 462 and encodes 153 amino acids. Lineage: Eukaryota; Metazoa; Chordata; Testudines; Geoemydidae. The transcript has a single exon. Gene Ontology annotation, molecular function: structural constituent of cytoskeleton. The record is from RefSeq and is a predicted model, not a curated record.
AUGUCUCCUGUGAAAGAUCUGUGUUGCCGACCCCGCCCAUAUUGUCCUGACAUAUGCCCAGAUCCAUGUGCUUAUGUCUGCAAUGAGCCAUGUGUCACAUCAUGCGGUGACUCGAAUGCAGUGGUUUUUGCACCCCCGGUUGUCGUGAGAUUCCCCGGACCAACUCUCGCUACUUGCCCUCAAGACAGCGUUGUGGGAAGCGUUGUACCAAAUUUUCCCUAUAGAUUAGGGGGUGGCCUUGGAGGUGGCCUUGGUGGUGGUCUUGGAGGUGGUUCUGGGGGUGGUUACGGGGGUGGUUACGGUGGUGGUUACGGGGGUAGUUACGGUGGUGGUUACGGGGGUGGUUAUGGGGGUGGAUUCGGGGGUGGUUACAGGGGUGGAUUCGGGGGUGGAUACGGUUAUUGGCCGCGAUGUGGUAGGAAAUGCUAUGCUAACCGCUAUGAAUGUUGUCCUCCGUGGUAA